GCCAAAUUAAAUUCCUUAUUUGUAUCUGCACGUCAAAUGACGUUGUCUCUUACCACCAACUUCAUGGACGCUCUCCGUGGGCAGUAUGAGGAGAUAAAUGAGCAUAUACGGUCUCUGAAAGCUAUACCCACCUUCAACCCAUUCCUUGGAUACAACGACGAUAUAGACAAUUUUACUGAUAAGACUAGUCUGGAUAGCUACAACAAAGAGCUGCAAUCUAUACACCUCAUACUAGAGAACUUCAAUGACAAACGAUUGAAGGAAAUCGCAAUGUCGACUUCUAACAAGAAGUUGUCCAAGGAGGACACAGAUUACCUCGAGGUGGUUCUACAAACCAUUUCAUCAUUCGAGUCAGCUGUACAAUUGGUCGCUAAGAAGCAUCUCAAUUUGCAACUCACUCACUUCAGACUAGUCUGGGAUCAACAGCGAGAGCAGUUCUCAAAACUCAUCACUAACUUCUCCUUUCUGCACUCAGAUAGGUGUCUACCAAUUGCUAUCGAUAUCCUCCACUCCUCCUCUAAUGCUGUUGAUGAAAUGGUCGAUCUCAACAAAGUGCCAGAAGCAUUAUUAGAUGAGCAAGAUAGACUUGAGAACUCUCUCAACCAGCUUAUAUCUCUCAUACAAGUAUAUAAAACACUCUUACAUCAUUUAUACCUCGAUUCGUGGCUUCAUACGUGCUCAUCUGCUCACCAAUUCGAGGACUUGAACUCAUUUCAACUCAUUAUUGACAACUCAGAUACUCUGAUUAAUAUGCACCCUCAAUUACACACUGUAAUCGACCAUUUGAAACAGAUUAGGUGUCAGUCAAGAACAAUGAUUUCAUUAAAACAUAAACACGAUCAUUUACUCGAUUUAACCCCAUCCAAAGAUUCACUUUCACAAUUUGCCGAAGAUUUGAAGCAAAUAAACUACCUGCCAUGUGACGGAUCCGAACUGUUCUCCCAAAUUAAUAAUCAAGUCAAGUAUGAUGCCAGUAAUUUCCUAGAAAAGCUCAAUUCGGAAUAUGUCAAGUACACUACCAUUUUAGAUAUCAGCAAGCAAGCUUGUACAAUGCUUAAAGAUCAAAACCCACUCGGACCUUUACCAACCCGUCAAUUUCAUUCAACACUCAUAAGACAUCUAGACGGAACACAAAGUGAUGCUGCACCAUUAAGUGAACUCAAGCGUGAGACGAAAGGCAAUCUCGACGGCCUUUUUAGUCUUUCGACUUCAAAAGAUCGCAUCGACGAAGCGGAUAAGAUCUUAUCACAGCUACUCAAUGCAAUCGACCAUCAUGAGAGUACACAAGAGCUACAAACUACUUUUGAUAACGUCCUGGAUAGCCUACCUAACCUGCACGACAAGCGUGUAUCUCAUCAUGUCAACCGUUUAAAAUCGACAUAUGAAGAAAUAAAUGAGAUGAUUCUCGACGACGAUUCAGCAUCUACAUCACAGAGGUCACUCAGACUUCGUUCAAGCUCUAUCGAAUCGUCUUCAAGUGCUUUAUCAAGUUUGAGCCUGAUAGACUAUAACAAACCGCGUGAGAGAACUUUAUCCUCUACAUCAACACACAGAAGGCUUUUCGAGGUAACACAUGAUGAGGAUAUACCACCUGUGCCACCAUUGCCAAGUGGAAAAGAUUGGUCGGCAAGUUUACUCAAUUUACCAGGUCCGACGCCGAGACCACGAGCGUCGAGUAGGUCAAAAGGAAAAGGAAAACCUAUUACGCCGACACUCAAGCCACCUGUGGAUGUUAAUGCCACUCCAGUGCGUAAACACUCACUCACAAAAGCCACGAUGAUGAGUAUAUCCCGACGGAAGAAUCGAGCGGUAUCAAAUCCUAUGCCAUCAAAAGCUCCAACGGAUGAAAAUACGGCUCCUAAGCGUGUACUAUCAAGUUCUAGUUCUGCGUCAUCGUUGAAACCACCUGCAACGAUCGAUGCUACGCCCUCGAGAAAAGCCAUCAGAAAGCGGAGUUCAACGUCUUUGUAUUCACACUCCUCACGCUCACCACGGAGGAGUCUGAAGAACGUCUACAAGGCUAAUCCGAAAUCUAAACUCGAUCUGGCUGUCGGAAGGGUUGUUAAUUCAUUACCACUGUCCGUCAAAAUAGAACGAGCUAAAGGUGCAACAUGUGAUUCUGGAAAGUAUUGGAUAGGUGCACCUGAUCCAAAGCUUUGUUUCUGUCGGAUUCUCAGAUCGAGUACGGUCAUGGUUCGUGUAGGAGGUGGCUGGGAGGAGCUAUCAAAAUUCCUAUUGACCCAUUUUUCUCAUCUAUUUGACACAAACAAUCAUUCCUCAAAUCUACUUCAAACGCCUUCAAAGGAUAGGACAAUUUCGCAAUCAACUUACAGUCCCUCAUCGCAUCUUUCACCAACACCAUCACCAUUCAUGUCACCAUAUAAAUAAAACUAACGAACUGGACAAUCGCAUUAUAUUGUAAAAAAGCUUUCCCUUUGUUUCUUAAAUUAUUAC
This is a messenger RNA of Wallemia mellicola CBS 633.66, 2454 nucleotides long. RefSeq lists its product as hypothetical. Bases 37 to 2388 code for a protein of 783 amino acids. The transcript is spliced from 4 exons. Lineage: Eukaryota; Fungi; Basidiomycota; Wallemiomycetes; Wallemiales; Wallemiaceae. Gene Ontology annotation, molecular function: microtubule binding. The record is from RefSeq and is a predicted model, not a curated record.